GGGCUGGGCUGGGUAGGGCAGCGCCUCGCCGAGCCGCGCCGAGCCGCGCCUGGCCGCCAGGGGCGCGGGCUCCCCUCGCACGGCGUCCGCCGCCGCCCCGCGCCCCGCUGACAGCCGCCCUGACAGCCGCGCCGCGCCGCCAUUUAACCCUCCCCCCGCCGCCGGCCGGGCCGGGCCGGGCGCUGCCGCCGCUCUCGCCGCCGGCGGAGGUGAGCUCCCUCCCGCCCGGCCGCCCAGGAGCAGCCCCCGGCGGCGUUUCCUCCCGCGGGAAGGAUCACGCUUCAGCCCUGUCCCUGCGCGCCCGUCCCGCCGGUGGCGGCGGCCGCUCCGCCCGCGCAGAGCCGCGGGCAGCGGCGCGGAGGCGUUCUUGGGAAAAAGUGCCUGCACUUCAGAGCUGAAGAAGGACAUGAGGAGUAAAAGGACCUGGGAUCUCACUGGCCAGAAUGAAACAGAUGUUGAAAGAUUUUUCAAAUCUAUUGUUAGUAGUGCUGUGUGACUACGUUCUCAGCGAAGUGGAGUAUCUCCUGUUGGAGCACCCAGGUCAUGUAGCCUUCAGCAAUGACACAGUGUCUGUGGAAUAUCAGUACUAUAGUGGUGGUAAUGUGACAGCAGAGCAUCUGUCCAUCCUGUUGCUGGAUGCCAGCACCGAUGAGAUAAUUGCAAGAAAACAGCUUCCAGCAAAUCAGUCCCAGGGGAUGGUAGAGUUUGAGUGUUUCUAUUUCAAGAGUGCUGGGGACUUCUUGUUCAGAAUGGUAUCUCCCGGCAAUAAUGGCAGUGCUGCCCAGUGGAGCCAAAGAAGCAUGUCCACCCUUCACGUGGAAUGGCCUGUAUUUCACAUUGAUUUGAACAAGAGUUCAGAGGCGCUUGGGAGCUCCCUUCAGGUUGGACUUUUUACAAAUGAGCAGUUGUGUGCCAUGAAUGAGACUGUGGUUUCGCUGGAUGUGAUAUUCACCACCACCCUUUAUGAAUUUGGACGAGUAAGCUCUGAUGAGACUCUGGGUAUUAGAACUAGCAAAGGAAUCCCGCUUUCUAGGUCCCAGUGGGUAGAGUUUGACUGCCCACCUGUUGGUCAGGAAACAUACAUCACUGUGUUACUGAAAUCGAUAGAAACACAUUCCAUCAUUGCCUCCAUAGGACCCAUAGAUCUCCUCCACAAAUUUGGAUACAGACUGGUUGUGGCACCAGAAGCAACAUGCAAAACUUUGGUUCAGGUCUUCAUAGUCUCUCCACCGUGCACUUCUAUCAGUGGAAAAAUUGUCGUCUAUAAAGAGGCUCUCAAGCAUCCUAGUCAAAGAACAACUUGGUUGUAUGAAAACACCCUUCACCCAGGAGACAACAAAACAGAAUUUAACUGCACUUUGUUUGAUGUGGGGAAGAACAAGUACUGCUUUGACCUCUUUAAUUUCUCAAACCGAAGCCAUUUCCCAACAAGAGUUAAGGAGUGUAUGACAAUCCAAAGGAAUAUGGAAACCUGGAGCCUGUGGCAGCCCUGGAGCCCCUGCAGUGUCACGUGCGGGGACGGCGUCCGGGAGCGCUUCCGAGAGUGCCUCACCUCCUCGCCAGCGAAACUAGGCUGUGCUGGAUCACCAAAGGAGACUUCCUUGUGUUCACUGGAGGACUGUUUAUCUCUCAAGCCUCCCACCCCACCUUCUGUCCAGACAGGAGAGGACCAGAAAGCAAAUAAUAUAGUCACCAUCACAGGUAUCUCCCUAUGCUUGUUCAUCAUCUUUGCCACCGUUCUCAUCACCCUCUGGAGGAAGCUCUGCAGAGCUCAGAAGUGCAGCACCACUGUCCGCCGAAACUCUGUCCAUUCCCCUGGCUUCCGGAAAAACUCUGACGAAGAGAACAUUUGCCAAGGUAACAAGCAGCGGGACAGCUUCGCAGAAGGAGGGGACGCCCCUGUAAACAUUCCUCUGACCUACAGGCGAAGCCUCCAAUUUGCCCAAGAAGGUGAUGCCUCUGGAAGUGAGAACUUUCAGCCAAAUGCCCAAAAAAUAAUCCCUCCGAUUUUCAGCUACCGCCUCGCACAGCAGCAGCUGAAAGAGAUGAAGAAGAAAGGCCUGACUGAGACCACCAAGGUGUAUCACGUCUCUCAGAAUCCCCUCACAGACACAGUUGUUGGUGCCACCACGAUGCUUCCCCUGAGCGGGGAAAACCAAGAGGAGGCAGCGUCAAACAAAUUUAGGAUCAAAUCUCCAUUUCUGGACCAGCCAGCCAGUCAGCCCAAAUUCCCAGGGGAAAGCUGUCACCCUAGGCUGGAUUUUCCAUUCUCACAGGCCAAUCCUGCAAUGAGCCCUACCCAAACCUUGAUAAGAAGAGCUCAUUUCAAGCACCAGGAUAACAGAGGGGACUUGUCCGAGAGGGGCUGCCACAGAAACCCGCAGUUUAGAAGAACAGCCAGUUUCCAUGAAACUAAAAAGGCCAGGCCUUUCAGAGAGAGAAGCAUGUCCACCCUCACCCCCCGACAGACUCCUCUCUACAACUCCAGGACCAGAACGUGGGACCAGGGUUUGGAGGACAGGACACGGCCAAAAUCGAGAAACGCUAAUCCAACUUGUGAAAAGCUGGAUCAGCCCCACAGCACCAUGCUGGCGUGUGACCCGCAGGGCCAUGGCACAAAGUCCCUCCCCAGGGCAGGUCCUCCGGUGAAGAAGCUGGACCUGAUCACUGACCGCCAGCCUGCCAGUCAGGAGAAGGCGGCUGAUAAGCCAGAGCCCAGCCGAAGUAAGAGGGGCCCUUCACCUAAUGCCAGAGGCGCAUGGCGGAAGGAAACGGGCUUGGCUGGCAAAGAUAAUUCCCAGAGAGGCCCAAGUGUAAGCCCUGCCCAGUACCGAAGGGACAAGUGCCAGAGCUACCCUUUGGACCCUGACUUUGCCUUUUAUGAUAAUACUACUUUUGGCUUAACGGAGGCAGAGCAGCAGAUGAUCGACCUCCCUGGGUAUUUUGGCUCAAAUGAAGAGGAUGAAACAAGUACUUUAAGCAUUGAGAAGCUGGUGAUCUGAGUGACUCAUUGCAGCCCUUCAGGAGGGGUGUGCACAGGGGAGGAUCUGCAGGAUCUGUUGGCUUCUGGUGGAAGGAGCAGUGGGAAUUGCAUUAACGCUGCACAGAGCAGGAGGGAAUAACACCCCAAGUCUGGCUUGUGGGAACACAUUCCUUCCUAAUUACUGGAAAGUGCUUCCAUAUCAUUAUUUUUUGUAUGUAUGUGUGUACAAUACACACAGAAUACCCUGGGAAAGCAUGUGUUAGUGAAGGUGUGAUGCAGGAAUAGCCAAUAGAUUUUAUUGCAUAAAACAGUCGUGUUUCGUGCAUCGUACAUAUUGAGUGCCACUGAUCUAGCCUUUCUCGCCUUGUGGACCGUGUGCUAGUAGAUUAUGAUGUCCUAAAGCAUCCAUUGUCCACUGUCCUCAACUGUGUGUCCUAAUUAGUGAAUCAUUUCCCAUUUAGAAAACACAAACCUCAAGUUGUGAGCGGUUUUCAUUGUUUUUUUGGUAGUCGUUACUGAACUGUGUUAAUUCGUUGUAAUUGCUCAAAUAAGUCGUAUGGUGGUGUUUCUUUUAGCUGGUUGCAUGAAAGUGCAAACAACUGACACUGAAUACUUGGAGUUACUUUAAAAUUGAGGGGCCAUUCUUCAUCAUUCAAGACUUUGAUAUUUUCUUUCUGACAAUAUUUAUACAAAGAAAACACAGUAACUUAUAAUUACUUGCAUUUACAAAGUGAGUAGAAAAGGGCAUGCCUCUGGGAGGGCAAAGGAAACUGAUGAUUAAAUUUUAGCCAUCCAAAACAUUCCUGGAGCAUUCAAGUACCUGCAAAAGGCAGUGAGAGGACUGUUGAAUCACCCAUCUUAUCUAUAAUCAUCUUUGCCUUUACGAAACAUCUUCUUUUUUGUGUGUGUAAAUAAAUUGACAGUAAUGCUACUACAGCAAGUUCAAAAUAAAUUAUGAACAAAACCAGCAAAUACCACAUUUAUUUGAUUAAUACCUGUUUCGCAGACAAGAAGAAAAAGUAAAAAGGCUUGACAACAUCGGAUGAUUCCCAGAGAAUCUUAUGGUGAAGCACAAAAGUUACAUUGUGGUUUUUGUCAUGCUUUAAAACCAGAGAUCACAAACUGGCGAUUACACGCUGCUGCAAGUAUUCAGAGCUGGGUUGAAACUCCAGUUAACAGUAGAGACAGAGCUUGGGCCAGUGAGAAUGACUCAGAGACUUUACUUGCUAUUUGUUAAGAUAACCGUCUCUUCAGGGAGUUCCCGAAGACCAGGAGAGUGCUGUUGGGCAGCUACAAGAAAGGAGGAGAUGCUCCCCAUGGAGGAUGGAGUGAGAGAAGGUAGGUUCAGGCAGAGGACUGUCAAAGAACAACUUUUCCGUAAGGAGCCCAACCCUAUGUGCCCUUUAACCUGCCUUGUGGGUGUGAAGCAAAAAUUAGCAUGUUCUUAGUUGUCUGGCAGUAGGCUGCUAUCUUCCUCAAAACUGGCUUUCUGAGUGGAAGGAUAGAUUUCCCAAUCCCCCACUUCUUUUUCCUCCAACAACAAUUUUAAAGAGAAAUCAGCAUUGCUGCGCAUUAGCCAGUUACCGAGGGCACCCCACUGAAGUGUCCAAAGCGUGCACAGGUAACUGGACAGGUGCACAGUGGGAGGGCUUGCUGUGACAGCCUGGGAGGAGCCAGACGCUCAGCAUUUGGCCACCAGAGUCAAGCCCCUCCAUUUGAACUGCCUUUUUGAUGGGUAACAUUUUGUAGCUGCUGCUGGAGCGCCAGAUCCGACUCGCAGGGUGAUGCGAGCUCCCUCUGCCCCAGGAGCUGCACCAGCAUGCCGCGUUGUUGGCAUUCAGCCCUUCAGCCCCUUGCGGUGAUCGUACCAGCUACGCAUUCCCGUAAGCUGUCAGGUUGAAAUGCUGUUUAAAGCAUUUGAGAACAUGUCCACACUUGAAGGGUGAUCCAAAGCUAAUCAAAUGUAAUGAGUCUUUAAAUUGACUUAAAUGAGCUGGAAAUCAGACCUCUGAAGCAAUUGCUGCUCAGGUUACUUACCACCCCUGAACCAAGGUAAACUCUGCCGUGUGAAGCACGUUUGCCCUGAAGCAGCUAUCUGUCAGCGUUGGAGCUACAGUGCUACAAUAUCUAUUCACAGCUUUGAUGAGCCUCUCAGCCUGGGAGACCCUGGAGAAACGGGAGAUCAAAUGUACAUACAGCACAGCAACAUUCAGCAAGUAUUCCCCUAACCUUCAGCGCUUGGCAGCAGCCCUCAGGUGAAAUAAGUACUCAAGUACUCAGCUAGUGGUAUUUUACCCUGUUUAUUAAGACAAAGGGUUCUGGAACACUUCCUGGAGUUUGCUGUGGGAGUUGCAGGGUCCUGCACAAAGCCUGCAUCUCCAAGGGGGUUCUCUGCACAGCAGGAGGGCAGAGGAGGGGGACCCUUGCUCCAAGUCAGAUGCUACUGCCUGCAACCUUGUCUCAGUGUUGGGCUGCAUUCAGAACAGCUGCUGUAAUGCAUUCAAUGGACUUAGGUACAUCUUACAUCUAAGACAGCAAGGCAGGCCCCUUCCCUCCCAGUCUGUCACAUCUUGUCCCCGUUUUCUCUCUUGGAGACAGAAAAAAGCUCCAUAACAUAUUGAUGCUGGCCGAAGGCAGCCCAGCUAUAAUGCCUGCCUCUCUGUAUUGACACAGGGUGAAAUGGGCUCCCAGCUCUGGACUUUCACAGCACUCACUUCUCACUCACUGGGGAACUGGACUGGGUAGCAGCUGUUUGACUAAGCCCUGUUGGCUUUAUCUCCAGCUUGAUACUCCAUUAUCAGAUGGGUUAUCGGCUGUUCAAUGAACUGUCAAACCACUAGUGUUGUCUGGUGCUGUAGUUGAUUUCCAGCAUGCAGAGUUGAGUAUCACUAGUCCAUACUCUUUACCCUGCUUCCCUAGCUCUCUGCUGAAGAAUGGGGUUGAGCAUCAUCUGCCAGAAGGCAUUAACGUGACCUUACUUCACCCACAUUUCUCUGUGUCUUCUGCCUAGACAAAAAUUGUUCUUACUGCCCUCAGCACUUCAUCGGUGGCCACAUGGUUAUAACAUGCACACAGUGAUUCCUUACGUUCCCAACAUGCAGUUACAACCUCGCACUAAGAUUUUACCAUUGUAAAAUACAGAAGUAGCAAUCAGAAAGGAAAUAGUAAGUGGUUGUUCACACUCCAUUCUUCACAAGGGCAGCCUCCUUUCAGAGACGUAGGUGCAAGUUCCGUUCCAUGUGGGUACGCACCAGUGCUGGGAAGAGGGCAGCAGGGCAGUCUUGCCAGAACACAGGCUUUAGGAGCACGGCUCCCUGGAGCGCUGGCUCACUGUGCUCUGCUGUUCACGUUCGCGAUCACUAGGAUGUCUAGGAAGAAGUGAGAACAGGGUUUACCUCUUGACAAAGCAGAGGAACCAAAUCAAGUUUUACACUGAACCUUCACAAAUCUCUGCAUUGUCUCCAGGACACCUUGAGCCAUGGAAAUCAAACUUACCUUGUAGACCCUCUAAACUACCCAGGACAGCAGGUGCAGUAGUACCAGAACCAACAACAAAAGAAUGACGUUCUCAUAUUACGAGCUUUCUCAAGAUUUUUAUCCAUAUUUCUGUUCAAGUUCCUACUGUUGAAAACCAGAUAAAAAGCGUUAAGUCCUACUGAGAUUAUUUUAUUUCACACUUUAUGGCUAUGUAAUACAAAUUACAAUAUGUAUGAAGCUAAAAGCAAAUCAGUGGAAAAGAACUACCAGUUUAAAAAAAUCGUUGUAAUUCAGAAAAAAAAUAGGCUCAUUCUACAACGUGGUAGUUAAAUGAUUUGCAUCAAGCUGAUAUUACUGUUCAUUUUUAACUGUUGUUAUUAACAACUGUGGAAAAUAAAUUUUCAGUGUUCCAUUUC
Phalacrocorax carbo (great cormorant) is the source of this 6876-nucleotide messenger RNA. The record is from RefSeq and is a predicted model, not a curated record. Lineage: Eukaryota; Metazoa; Chordata; Aves; Suliformes; Phalacrocoracidae.